GCGGACGCAGCCUCUGGGGCUGAAGACGACGCCGUACGGCAGCAGCAGCCAGUGCGGGAUCUGGCGGCCGUGAGCUGCGCCCCGUGCGAGUCGGCGGACGAGUACUCAUCGCGACGACAUAGACUGGCCAUCCCGCCCAGGACGUCCAGGCGGCAGCCGUCGCCCCCUCGCGCUGAAAGGACUCCCAGGGACAGACUCUCAGAGGCUGAAAAUCCACGGGGGAACCAGCCAGGCAGCUCGAAGCAGCAGAAGAAUAAAGGUGCGAAGACGAAGACUUCUGCCAUGCAGAGAGUUGCAGCUGCUGCUACUGGUAGAAGCGUCACCUCAGCAUCCAGUACCAUACAUCAGGAUCCUCAGAGUUCCUUGUCUGUGGCCGCAGAUACCACACCUGUGACAAACUCAGAAGUGUGGAGCCAACACAACAACAAGCCCACAGAGAUGCUCGGAUGUGAAUAUACAGACAUGCCAGCAUCCAUUUCUAAUGAAGAGGGGUCAUUACAGAGGUUGAGAGGUUCCCCAUACAUGAGAAGGAAACCAGUCGGAGGCACCAGUAAUCAACAAACAAGAAGUUAUGAGUACUUGGUGCCUGGACUUAAUAGGUGGCAUGAAACUGACCGCGAACCACUUUCUCACAUCAACCAAAAGGUGAAUCAUUUCCCAUAUGGGACCUUGCGGAGAGAUGAAAGUGAAACAACAGUCAGUGCCCCUGAUGUGAACAUACCAGUAUCUUCUGGAAGGUACGAGCAGUGGAAUACGAUUGGAUUGACUGGCAAAGGUUCAUCAUAUGGGCCAAGGCCUCCAGUCGUAGUUCAUAAACCAACUACUGGUGGCAGUAGAGAUGGCCUAUCGUAUGUGUGUCACAACGAAUUUUGGAAGAAUGCUUUCCCUGGCGUUGCCAUGAAGCUUGUUGCAAGUGCACCAGAUGUCAGCUUGAAAGAGCCAGUCAGAGCACCAGCAUGGAACACCCUGCAAUCUCUAGCCACAAUUGGCAAUGCUCCAGAGAAGACAGCCAGUUCCCCUGAUGUGCACAGACCUACACCGGUAGCGAACGGAUGGAUCACUUCCUCACCUAGAGGUUAUCCUCCGAGGAUGUUGGGCAGUGCACCAGACAUAAACUUGGCUAGAGUGCACACUACUGGAAAGAUACUGAAUGAGUCUGCAGCUGGUUCAAACCAGAAUGUUGGAUACACGGAACCAGGUACGGCAAUCUGUAGAGGCCAUGAGAAAAACUUGCAGCUAGUGCAGAAGCAAGAGUUUCCACUGGAUGUGCUUCACCAGAAGUGUGGGAACAGCGCGCCCGAUGUACGUAUUCCUACUGCAUCUCCCUGGGUGGAGAGGUCAGCAAAAUAUGACUCGCAUCCAUCACUCUGUACUCACGAUGAUCAGUCGCUGUACAAAAAACCUGAAUGUUCUCUCUGCUUCAGCUAUCGUGCACCUGUUGGUGAAUUUAAACGCCAUAUUGCGAAUCAUCACGCAGUUCACCAUCACCAUACGCUACCACGACAGCAACAAGUGGAUGAAGCCACCCACUGUCUCUGUAACAAUUUGUCUUGGCGAUCUCUCGCCACGAGGUGCCACUAUUAUCAGCACAACGACGUCGUCACUACAAAUUUUGGAACCAAUACUCAUGGGCAUCACAGUACGACACAUUAUUCCCAUGUCACCACUGUCCAUGGCGGUACACCUUCCAGAAUGGGUGACAACUACUGUUACCAUGGUAACUGUGGUACGUGCCGCCCGCAUUGUAAUCACGAGCAUGAUCCUCAUCGUAGCCACUAUCAACACCACCGUGACCGCUGCCAUCACGAACACAAGCAGAAAUGUCUGCCGCACCACCACAGCCACGUCGACGUCCGUUACGCACGCGGCUGCCCGAACCUCCACACGCAUUUGCCGCAGGAACAUCAGCGCAGUAUUACGCAGUCGUCCCAACAAGUCUGCUUCUGCUACGAACGGGGAGCUCACAGUCACUUACAGCGAAGCCGGCAGAUGUGUUGCACUUCGCCAGACUUUCAAGAAACGUCACAUGCAAAUUGCCACUGUUGCCGCCAUGAUGCGAGAAACCGUUACGUUUCGCGGGACGGCGGCUUGUCGAACGAGGUGCGGUCUGCGAUGGUAGACGAUUGCCACAAUUCUGGAAUGCGUGCAGUAUCAGCAAUGCCGUUUGACAGCGGUGAGAGCUGUGAAGUGAUGGGAUCGCCGGUGCCACACAUUAGCGAGCGGGGGAAAUGCGAGCAACAGGACGCGGCGGCGUGCUUGGGGAUGCCGCCGCCAGGGGCGCUGCGGUCGGCUGACGCGCGCGCAGCAACGCUGCCUGCCGGCCGCGCAGAGAAGCUCGAGGCCACGCCCCCCGCCAGCACGCGGACCCUCUCCAGGGGCCGGCGCAGCGGCGCUGGGACGACGGUCUUCCAGUUCCAGCAGCAACAGGGGGCUGCGCACCCCGGCGCCGCCCGGGCCAUGCUCACCGGCUCCAGGGACGGCUGGAGCGCGCUCGCGCCCGGAGAAGCCUCGGACGAGGGGUGUUGCUCGCUGUCGCCGCGCGUCGCGACGCCGGGGGCCGCAGACGCCGAAGAGCCGCCCCCCGCCCAGUCCGCCCCCGGGGGCGGAUGGCCGUGGCCGCAGGCGCAGCCGGGGCCGGUCCCCGGUUCGGUGCCCGAGCGCGCCGCACGUUGCCUCAGCUGCGCAGACUCGGCGCUGGGUCUGGACGAGGAGACCACCGCUAUUGACCUUUCGGCACCAGUGGAAGCACGCGCUCAUCCACCACUUGCCCUCCAGCAGAUCCCAAACCAGACAGCUGCCAGACACCACCAGCAGACGGCACUGCACGACCUGGAAUUCGACCAGAAGGAAGCGAGGCAUCACUGGAAUGAGGACGCCGAAGUUCCCAUUUCACCUCCCCCUGACGACGGGCGUUACGACAGUGGACUUGGCCCCGAAGAUGUCUCACCAGCUUGUUACAACCGUCAGCACUCUCUGUCAUCGUGGCCUGCUACCGUAGACAGUUUCAAGAAACCGACUGUCGCUAGAUUGGACAGCGGUGUCAGCAUCGAAGAGGGGCAAGAACGCGACGUCUUGAAAGUGACGCGAGGUGUCGGGUUGCUGAGGCUCAGAGGGCUGACAGAGGUUAGUGAUGGCAGUGGCCUACAGACGAAAGACUGGUUUGGUGAAGAGAAAACUCUCGUAUUAUCUGAAGAUGAUAAAACGGCUCAAGAUGAACGUGUGACGAUUCGUGCCAAUAUUCACGAGCACGUCACUGGUGAUGAAAGACGACAGUGGUAUUCUCUUUCGAGAGUCAGCGAGCAGAAUGAGACAGAAAUAUUGGGCAGUACUAGGAGGGCAUCUGAGGCGCCAGAAAUUGUAGACAGAGACGAGAUUUUCCGUUCUGUCGGGUCGCACGGCAACGGAUCGGACCGUGGCAAGAACUUGGAAGUCUGCAGCAAGUGGUGCGAGACUGGCAAGGUCACUUCGGCGAGCACUGAGGACUUGUGUGCAGAGAUCAGGAGGAACCACGCCUCGGAGUGGGAGGUCGCCAGAGACGAGAAGGCAGACCUACCGAGCGACCGAGACUGGCCCGAAUCGAGGAAGGCCUCUUCGGUAACCGGCGAAGACGACCGGGAGUGUUCCUGGCAGGGUCGCCAAGGAGAUAUUGUUCCCGCCACCUCCUGGACUGACGACUUCGGCACCGACACUAGGUCGGAAAGAUGGAGUUCCUGGAAUACUGGGGAGAUGGACGAAGAGAUGGAGAGACAACCUCCAGAGAUUGGGACUCUCGGGGGUCUGUUCCUGCCCGGGCGCCCAGGUAUGAAGUUCGACCCGGAGCGAGACACCGUGUUGCACCACGGGGACCACGAGGACCUCGCGGGAGAGUCCGAAGACUGCGUCGUGGAACUGAGGCGGCAGUCGACGCAGAGCUUCGACGACGGGGAGGAGGGCCCACCGGGGCAGGCGCGCUACUGGAGGACGCCCUCGGUGGUGGUGAGCGACUACUCGGACGACGUGCCGUACUGUGGGCCGCCGGGGGAGGGCGGGGGCGACGCGGGGGCGGACGACGGCGACCAGCUGAGCGAGUGCGGCAGCUCGUGCAGCGGGCUGUCCGCCGCCGACACGGAUGUCGACGGGGGCCUGCUGACGCCCGAGAGGAAGGCCUCCGACUGCUCGACGUGCUCCACGCUCAGCGGCGACGACGACGCCAGCGUGGAGGCGCUGCUGCAGCCGGUGCGGACACGACCAAAGGUAAGGCGGCAGCCACUGUGCACAUUCGGUACGGCGAACCACCUGCGAAGCUGGCGCGUCUGUGUGGACAAAGACGGCGGCGGCUCCACUGUAGUUGCUGAUCCUCCUUAG
Messenger RNA from Schistocerca serialis cubense, 4344 nucleotides. RefSeq lists its product as uncharacterized. Lineage: Eukaryota; Metazoa; Arthropoda; Insecta; Orthoptera; Acrididae. Bases 283 to 4344 code for a protein of 1353 amino acids. The record is from RefSeq and is a predicted model, not a curated record. The transcript is spliced from 6 exons.